AUGCAAGCUACACUUUCGUCUCUUGUCCUGCUAGCGGCUGCUCCGCUGCUCGCAUACGCAGACCAUUCACCCUGCAAGAGAGGCCUCAACUACUGCGGAUCCGUUCUGAUGAGAAGCUACGGCUGGAGUGAAGCUGAGCUCCGAAGCGUCACGCCGGCGACCUCCAUUCCGGUUUCUGAGCUUCUUUUUCGCUGCCAGCCUCUUGAUGAAGUGGUUUUUGUCGAGAUUUGCUAUGACGGCUGCAUCGACGCCGGCUCAGACAGGUCGGACUUUUGCGAACCGUCCGACUAA
Akanthomyces muscarius is the source of this 291-nucleotide messenger RNA. RefSeq lists its product as uncharacterized. Bases 1 to 291 code for a protein of 96 amino acids. The transcript has 3 exons. NCBI's taxonomy places the organism in Eukaryota, Fungi, Ascomycota, Sordariomycetes, Hypocreales, Cordycipitaceae. The record is from RefSeq and is a predicted model, not a curated record.